This is a messenger RNA of Orussus abietinus, 6821 nucleotides long. RefSeq lists its product as uncharacterized. NCBI's taxonomy places the organism in Eukaryota, Metazoa, Arthropoda, Insecta, Hymenoptera, Orussidae. The transcript is spliced from 2 exons. The coding region runs from base 240 to 6821 and encodes 2193 amino acids. The record is from RefSeq and is a predicted model, not a curated record.
UCCUGGAUCGAUCGCGGGUCGAUCCGGAUGAUCGAGCCGAUAUCGUGGCGGUGUCGAACGAUCGCUGGGAUCCAGGACUAACAGGAUUAAGGUGAACGGAGGCGCGGAUAGAAGCAAAGUGCCGGGUUGAUGAUCUGCCGGUCCUGACGCGCUCUCCGGCUCGCCGGCCAAUCGUGACGCCGGCUUUCCCCUGGAGCCCACUCCUCCGGCGUCCUUAAGGAGCUGGUGGACCCCCGAGGAUGGAAGAAGCCGCCACGGGGUCUCAGGAUAGGUGGCGCAGAAGUCAAGGUCACGAGGUAUUCGAUGCUGGUCCCAAGGUCUCCGAGGACGACGCAGCGGUCGAGGACGUGCGGAUCCUCUCCGUGGACAAGGUGGUCCUUGAGAAGAUCGUCCUGGAGACGAGCGGCUCGCGGGAGGUUCUGCUGACGAAGAGCGAAACCUCCAGGAAGGUCUCCGAUCUGAAGAAGAGGUUCCUGAGCAAAUCCAAGGCUGCCCAGGAGAAGUCAUCUGCAGGUAAGGCGGUCGAUCCGGAAGUCGGGGAGAAUCCUGGGGCAAGGACCAAGAUCAAAUUCGGAAACGGAGUGACUUUCGAGAGGAAACUGCCAAACAGUCCCACCAAGACAGCGGUCUCGAGGGACCAGAAGAAUGAGAAGGCAGCAAACUUUAACGAGAACAGGAUCAGCCCGAUCAAACUGACGAAGAGCUCCUCCAUCGGAAGCCUCGUCAAGGGAGCUCGGUUCUCGAAGGCCGUGACUUUGAGAUCCAAGAAGGUCCCCCCGAAAGUCCCGGACAAGCCAGGAAUUAAGAAAGAGGAUGAAAAAGGCGAGGGAGGAGACGAGGAACCCGGGAAAAAGGUGGAAGAAGUAAACCAAUCUAAGGAAGACCCCAAAGAACUUGAGGAAGUGCCGAAAGAGCAAAAGAAUGCUGAGGAAGAAAAGAUAGAAGACGUGGGUAGAAGUCACCAUGACGAAGAAGGGAAAGGUGCGGUGAUUCCAUAUGAUAAGAAGACGGAGGACGAGUUGAUUUCGGAUACCGAAUCGAGACCUAAAUGCCCAGGGAAGGUGGUAGACAUCAAAACCGAAGCUCUAGAUCGUCUGGAAAAGAGCCAGUCGGAGAUCGAAAGACUCCAACGUAAUCUGCAGACGAAGAUCAAUGCCAGUACCGCGGAGACGUACAAGUCGAAGCUGCCAGUACUCCAGAACAGUCCCAUAAAGGCCAGGGAUUUGGAUCUGCACGAGGACUUCACUAGGAAUUCCUUCGACAAGGAAUUCUUGGAGAAGCAUAAUUUCGACAAGAAGCUCAGGAUCGAGGAGAAGAGGCUCCUCGAGACGGAUCUAGAUUAUGCGUCGGAUUUGGAGAGAUCCGAGGUAAGUCGCGGCAACGAGAAGUCCAAAUACAGCGAGAGGGUGUCCGAGGUGGAGAAUAGGUGGUCCGGUGAAUUCUUGGACGUCCACCUGGAGGCCAAUUCCUCGGAGUCCUCGAAGUCGUCUUACAUCGAGGAGUUAGGAAGUAUUUCAUCUCACGAGAGCAUCGUCGAGGAGAGUGGCAAACGGCUGAUCGAUCGGAUUCGCAGGAGAUCCGAGGAGAAAUCGGAGGAAGCCAGUAGACAGAGUCUUGAGGAGGUUCUGGAAGAUACCGUCAGCACGGUGGACUCGGAUUCGUGUCUAGAGGACAGGAUCAAGGCCAUCGACGAGGACAUCGAAGAAGCCGAGGACAGGAGCUUGGAUACUUUGGGCGAGAACGCGUCGCAGGAUAGCACUUUGAAGGAAUCUUCCGUGAAAACCUGGCAGACUGGCGAUUCCAGCACCUUGGAAGGAAACGAGAACGAAGAGCAUGUUGAUGGAAAAGCAGAAUAUGUCGACGCGGAUGGAAAGGUCGAGGUAGAAAAUAAGACAGAAGUCGGAAGCAAUUUGAGUGCUGGAGUUCAAGUUGAACGGUGCCAGGCCGAUGAUGAUCCUGGUACCGAACAGAGAGAGAAGUUAGGACGGAACCCCGAAGUCUUCCAAGAUCCUGAAGGAUCGAAAAGACCCCAGGAAGAUUCUGCAGGUAAAGAUAAAGAAUCAUCAAAGCGACCAGAUUUUGAGGAUAGAUCGGAGAGUUCUGGGCGGAAUUCUAAUCGAGACGGCUACGCGAAUCUUAUUAAAGCUUUCGCAAUGGAAGCUGGAUGCUCCAAACCGCCGAAGGACGAGAAGAAGAGGAAAGGCUUGCGACGAUUGCUUCCUGGUUUGUUCUCGCCUAAGGACUCGCGGAAGGAUUACAAGAGGGAACAGAAAGAGCGUAAGCGGCGCGACGAGCGUCACUUCAGUCAAUAUCAGCAGAAUGGGAAUUAUACGAGAUCCCCGGAUAGUAUGAACUUGAACGAGGACAUUAAGAGGAACGUGAAGCUGGACACGAGUUUGAACAGCUCUCUGAUCGAGGAGCGGUUGAACGAGAUCAAGCAGGAGCUGUUUCCGGAACAGGGAAUUAUCACGAGCACCCCUGAUCAUUUCCUGCAGAGCGAUCGAUCGUUGAUACGCGACACCAGAUCUCCGAGGACCUGUCCUGCCGAUUCCUCCAUAAACUCGAUCACCCCCGAAGACAAAUGGAUAGACCAAAACAUUAUCAGUGGUUCCCCGGAUUUGAGGAAAUUUAAGCAACGACGCGGCGACGAGAGAAAGUGCAAUAUAGAGCGAAAACAUAGUCUUCAGGAGCACGUCCAGCCUCGUUUCUUGAGAAACCAUGGUCCUUCAGGAAGGAUAUCGGCACCUCCCGGAGAGAGGUUUCUGAUAAGACCCAGAGCGGUGCAUCCAAUGGAUAGACCGCUUCCAGCGAUUCCACAAAAGGUGGAAUUCGCCAAUUAUGAGAAUCAAGAGAACCUGGACAACUAUCCUGGAGAGAACGUCAGCAGAACGAUCCAGGAAUAUCGGCAGGAACAGUAUGUUCAAGAAAACCAAAACUAUAACGACGGGAACAGGCUCUACGAGAAUGGGAAUGAUCUGGAGAAGAUCGAAACGAAUAGAAACUAUAGCUCGGACUCUGGGUUCAAUUUGACUCCUGUGUCAGCCCAAGUGAAGAUCACUCGUCAGCUGAUCGUCAAUCAGAAUCAACGGGCUCCUCUAGUAGGAAGGUCACCGAAGUACUCCCCCAGCUCCAGUCAAAAAUCGGGAGACUAUGCAGACUCCAGCUACACGCCCAACUCCAGCCAGAAAAGCGAGUUCUCCCCCGGCAGCUCAAAGAGUGGAGAAUAUUACCUGAACUCCCCCAGGACGUCUCCUAGUGAUAGCUUGAACGACCGGCGAGACCAGAUUUACGAAAACAAUCAGGAAUCCCAGAGAAUGCCCUAUCCCGUUUCUCCGAAGAUUCACGUGCAGAAUAAAGCGGAUAGGAUCUAUGAUGAAACGCCUUCGACGAAAGGUGUUCCCACGGAGGUGUAUCAGGAUCAGUUUUAUGAAUCAAAGUCUCCUUGUCCAGAAAGGGCGAAGAUCGAGAUUUUCCAAGAUCCAUCUUGUCAAGAUGCCCAUCAAGACAAGAAUCUGGCAGAAAAGACGAAAUCAGCAGAGUCUUGUCAGGAUACAUCCCCGCGUCAAGAUAAGUCAUCAUCAGUGGACAAGAGUUCACCGAGUCACAGAAAUGUCAACCAACACGGUGGCAACAAUUUGGGCCAAGAUGUAGCUCACAUUCAACGAGGCUCGCCAAACAUUCCCUUGUCUAGUAAUCUGGCGAAGCUGAGGGCCAACGUCGAGAAUGUGGAUGAUGGGUCCAGGAGUUCACCUUCUAACGUGUCCUCCGUGAGUCAGAGUCCUAAAAACCCCAACUGUCUGUCACAUCCCGAAGGUUCUGCCGAAACGGGAAGCCCAAUGAAGGGUUCCAGAGUCAUGUCCCCAACGAGACUGAAGAAUGCUACUUCGUCGAUGGCCGUCAACGCUGGUGAGAAUUCAUCUCCAGGACAUCCACCCGCGUAUGGAGUAAUAAGCGAGCGGUCGAACGAUGACGAUAGAUCGAAGGGAACCUGUCCCAGCAUAUGUUGCAUGGAUUCUGGACCUAAGAACUCGGCGUUGCAAAGCCCCAGGGUUCUAUCUCCAACGAAAUUGAAAAGGGUUACUUCGCCGUUGACCAUUCUUCCACCUAAUGGGUCUCCAAUGGACCAUUCCACAGCUCGCGGAGGUACAAGCAAAGUGGAAAGUAUUAAUGAGGUGUCAAGGGUUCCUUGUCCCAAUACGUCGUACGUGGGUUCGUCACCCAGGCAUGCCAACUGUCCGGAAAAUAUCGUCAAAACCGGAACUCCAGUGCACAGUCCUAGAGUCAUGUCACCCGCCAGGUUGAAGAGAGUCACUUCUCCGUUGACCAUCGUUCCACCUGAGAAUUUUCCUACGGGACAUUCUACCACAUGUGGGAGAGUUCUCCAGAGUGUUCCAAUUCCUGCUGACGAAUCGAGGCCCAUGUCGCCCGCGAAUCGUUCCGAUAAACCGAAAGAUGGAUCAAAUACGAAUUGCGAUCAGCUGAGGGGGCCGGUCUCCUUGCCAAAUUCUGCCGGCAAGAUCAGGACACCCAGCCACGUUUCCGUAGCUUCUCGCAUAUCACAGCCCUCUGACCAGAUUUUGAUAGCAUCUCCGAAGCGGGAGAUUUACGACAGAUCUUUAGGAUCGGAGAUAGGUUGUCCCGAUUCCCCAGUCCCGAUGGCGGAUUCACCGAGUCAGGUGCUGGGAUCCAGACAAUCACUUAAGCAAACUGUAGCCGAAAGACUGGAGUUUGGAAAAUCUCCCGGCAUCGUUUCCGAGGACUCCGGGAUAAAAAAUACGCCUGAAUUGGACCAGGGCUAUGACGGACAAUCCGUGCAAAAGGUAUUGCCCAAUGAGGCAUCAACGGUGUCACCUGGAAUCAGCGUCUGUUCAUCGUCCACCACUUCAACCGAUAUCCCUGUCUACGCUCAAAGGCAAAACCCCAGAAGAUCUUCCACUCCGGUAGGGAUGGCUGUUCGAUCAGGCUCUAUGGAACGCGCGGAAAUGUUGGGUCCCAUUAAGCAAGAUCGUAACGCGCCGCAUUGUCAGUUACAUCCUACUUGCCAUGCUCCGCAGGACCUCGAAUCCAAAACUCACGGUAUGUGUGAGAACCAAAACAACUGCGGUUUGCAGAGGAACCACGAGAUGGACAGAUAUACCAGACAUCUUCCCAGACACGAGUCAAUGUGUGCCGAUGGGAGAGGUCAGCGACCACCGGGUCAUCCCACGUCCCAACAACUUGACCCCGGUACUCAACCACAAGAGUGCCCAUCACCAAGGUCGCAAACGAUUUACUCGCCACGACAACUAAAUUUCCAUGAUGGCCAGAUUUACGUGACUCGAAACUCCGCGCAACAGGAGCCAAUAUACGGACAGCGCCAACACUCGGAUCAAGGUAUCUGCCAACGUUCGUCGGACUCGAUUUACGGCCAUCACCCGUCAAGACAGACUUCUCCGUCUAAGCGCCAAACCAUGCAACACCUGGAGGCCUUCUACUGGCAGCAGAAGGCCCUGGAUGCUCAGAGAAAGAGCAUGACUUCUCCUACGAAUCCUAAUUCUCAAACCGAAGUCAUUGUCGAUCUGCCCGAAGUCAGAGAAGCGAUGUACUGGCAACAGCUGAAGAAGCUGGACGAGGAGCAGCAGAGGCGAAUAUACGAGCAGAACCUCGCCGAGGAGAGGGGUGACCCCAUCUACGCGAGGAGGAAAGUCCAAGGUCCUCCCGUAUCCCUAAAUGUCGCCAACGCUCAAAGACACGGAUCCAGUCCAAGCCUGACCCAGCCCAACGUGGUCGCGGUCCCCGGGAACGUGGAUCAGCUCUACUGGCGUGGAAAACUACCGAGUUCGAAGCAGAACCCAACCGGAAAGCCACCCAUCAUGGGCCAGAAGGGUCAGAACCAGCCAGUCCUGGUUGUGCGGCCGCAGCCGGCAAUCCAGGAACCCAUCAGAGACCAGAACCAACCAGAUCGCCAGGACCCGGUGCCCAGAGCGAAGAGUGUGUCGCCGCACUUCGUCAGAGGAGACGAGCCGAGGCGCAGUCUGGGACCUCAUAGAAAGCCGAUUGACCAGGACGAUGGGGGUUUCCUGUCCGGUCGUGAUAAGAACACGGUGGCUGCCCUGAGGAAGUCCGAGACACCCCCCAUUUACGAGGAGUACCAGGGAACCGAGAGGAAGCCUCCACCGGCCCCGAUCUUCAAAAGAGGCAGCCUUAUCAGCAACUCCAGCAGUUCCGUCGACUACGGGACCAUUGGGACCAAGCGAGUUAGCUUUUCCAACCAGACCUCUUCCCUGGAAGUCGGUAUCUGGCCCACCAAACACGGAAUGGCUCCCGAACCUCCCACCAGGAGGAACAAGCCGGAAGCUGGGCUCAGAGAGGGCGAAGGUGGUUUCUCGCAACCGGAGACUGCGGACAACCAGAACAAUAGCAACACCAACGUGUAUGGGAACUUGCCGGUGGGAGGUGGUUCGACAUUUGGGAGACCCGGAGAGAUCCAAGGGACAAAGUCCGCUACAGAAACGCCGGAGUACGACGCAGAUCGGCCACUUCCGCCUCCACCCAGGGAGUCCUCCUGGAUGCUGAGGCGCAGCACCAGCCUCAGGGACCAGACCCGACCUGGACCUGGGAUUGAGGGCGAAUUUGUCCGGGUCAAAGGAUCCGUCAACCCCCGCAAGUGGAAUGCCUUUAGCGAGAGCGAGAGCGGGAGCGAAGCUGGAGAGGUACAGAGGAUCUUUCGGCGUAAACAUGGUGAGUCCUUUUUAAAGAACUGUUUUGAUAAACAACUGAAUAUUUAUCGUAUCGUUGCGACGGAAGCGUGCUCGAAGUGCAUUUCGAUGUUAUCCAAGUAA